Molecule: messenger RNA, 898 nt
Organism: Cylas formicarius (sweet potato weevil)
Lineage: Eukaryota; Metazoa; Arthropoda; Insecta; Coleoptera; Brentidae
Product: farnesol dehydrogenase-like
Exons: 5
Coding region: 89-850 (253 amino acids)
Molecular function (GO): oxidoreductase activity
Source: RefSeq, a predicted model, not a curated record
UCCAUAAAAACCUCGAACUUCGCAGACAGGCAAUUCAGUUUAGUUUGCCGGUCUCUGAUUCUAAUCGCAUUCUUCCCUAAAUUUAAAAAUGGUUUUAUCUUUGAACCGUUGGGUCGGCAAAGUCGCAGUAGUGACUGGUGCUAGUUCGGGAAUUGGAGCUGCCAUCGUUGAACAAUUAGUAAAAGCUGGAGUUGUAGUAGCUGGACUAGCCAGAAGGAAGGAAAGGGUCGAAGAACUGGCUAAAAAACUCAGCGGGGAAAAAGGUAAAUUGGUUGCCGUUCAAGCUGACAUCACCAAAGAACAAGAUAUCAAAACGGCAUUCGAAUAUGUUUUGAAAAAUCUGGGACCGGUCAAUAUUUUGGUUAACAACGCCGGUCUAAGUAAAUUUACGACACUUACUGACGGAGACACACAGUCAUGGAGGACUGUCCUAGAUACAAAUGUUCUUGGCCUGAGCAUCGCCACCAGAGAAGCGAUCAAACAAAUGAAAGAAAAUAACAUCGAUGGUCACGUAGUCCAUAUCAAUAGUAUUCUCGGUCACGUUGUAAUAAAUUCUCCAGGACUGAAUGUUUACCCCGCAACCAAAUACGCAGUUACAGCUCUGGCUGAAACUUUGAGAUAUGAAAUAAACAGCCAAAACCUAAAAAUUAAAAUCACGAGUGUCAGCCCUGGAUAUGUAGAAACUGAAUUCAUCGAGGUUGCUACAGGAAAAACAGCAAAAGAAAUUGGUUUUGACGGCCCUGGUUUAAAAGCAGAAGAUGUGGCUGACGCUGUGGUCUACGCUUUGUCGACGCCUCCUCACGUAAAUGUUUCCGAAGUCACUGUACGAAUAGUUAACGAACCGUUUUAAUUUAACACUUUUUUGUAUAAAUUAUUAUUAAAUGUCAAUUAACAUUUU